AUGUAUGAAAAUUGUUCAACAACGGUUCGAUGUGAAGCGGAAGACUGCGUGGGAUCCAGUGUACAGGUAGGCCUUCACCAAGGGUCAGCCUUAAGCCCAUACUUAUUCACUCUGUUGCUGGGUAUACUCACAGAAGAUCUGAGACGUGAAAUGCUGUAUGCAGAUGAUGGAUUUUUGUGUGCAACUGAUGAUGAAGAACUAAAUUUUAAAGCGGAGGGAUGGAGGAACUGUCUGGAGGAGAGGGGUCUGCGAAUAAAUAGAAUCAAGACUGUUGGAAUGCGCUGUGAAUUUGAGGAAGCAGAAAGAGAAAGAAAAGUAGAUCUUGAGAUUGAUUUUCAUAAGUUAGAGGAAGUAGAAAGUUUUAAAUAUCUGGGGUUUGUGAUCCAAAAUACUGGAGACCUAGAUGAAGAGCUGACCGGAAGGAUGCAGUCAGGGUGGAGUAGCUGGAGGAAAUGUGCGAGAGAUCGUAGAAUUAUGGUCAAAUUAAAGAGCAAGAUCCAGCACCAGGUUGUGAGACCUGCAAUGUUGUACUCGUCCGAAACAUUGGCAACUAAGAAGAGAUAUGAGAACAGGAUUGAUGUGACUAAGAUGAGGAUGUUGAGAUGGCAAUGUGGACUUACUAGAAAGGAUAAAGUUAGGAACGAACAAGUUAGAGGCACUCUCAAAAUAGCACCAGCUUCAAACAAGGUGAGGACUUAUAAAGAGACGAGAGGAAGACCACCCGACAAGGAAGAUGAUGGACAUGGGACUACCAGGUGGAGAGGGUUGGGUAGACCAAAAUUGCGAUGGAUUGACUGUGUGAAGAGAGAUAUGAGAGAGUUGGGUUUGAACGAGGAGGAUGCACUAGACCGAAAGAGAUGGAAGAAUGUGUUGAAGAACCAUUACAGCGACCCCAAAUAG
Molecule: messenger RNA, 900 nt
Organism: Macrobrachium nipponense
Lineage: Eukaryota; Metazoa; Arthropoda; Malacostraca; Decapoda; Palaemonidae
Exons: 1
Coding region: 1-900 (299 amino acids)
Source: RefSeq, a predicted model, not a curated record